AUGAACCGUCUCCUAAUCAGGGAAGUAUCUCCGGAAGACAUAAAAGAAGCUGUUUUCUCUAUUAAACCAAAUAGUGCUCCGGGAGCUGAUGGUAUGUCCAGUCUUUUCUUUCAGUCUUAUUGGGAUAUAGUUGGUGAUCAGCUAACCAAAGAAAUUCUUAGUUUCUUUGAGACUGGUAUAAUGCCUUCGGAAUGGAAUUAUACCCAGCUUUGUCUCAUCCCCAAAAAGAAAAAUGCGACUUUGAUGACUGAUCUACGCCCCAUCAGCUUAUGUUCAGUGAUGUAUAAAGUCAUUUCCAAGAUUCUCGCCUCAAGACUUAAAUCUAUUUUACCAGAAAUAGUCUCUCAUUCUCAGUCUGCUUUUGUCUCGGAUAGACUAAUCUCGGACAAUAUUAUUUUGGCUCAUGAGUCAAUUCAUAGCCUCAGAACCCAUGAUUUUGUCUCAAGCAAUUUUAUGGCAGCAAAAACUGAUUUGUCAAAAGCUUUUGACAGAGUAGAAUGGAAUUAUCUGAAGGCCAUUCUCUUAUCUCUCGGCUUUCAUCCUAGGUGGGUUGCUUGGAUUAUGGAAUGUGUUUCUACAGUCAAAUAUUCGGUUCUUCUCAAUGGCCAAGCUUAUGGUUUCAUUUCUCCCAACCGUGGUCUUAGACAUGGCGAUCCCAUAUCUCCUUUCCUUUUUGUUCUCUGUGCGGAAGGACUCUCCCAUAUGCUCAACCAAGCUUCUGAUAAUGGUCAGUUAAGUGGUAUUCAAUUCUCUAAUGAUGGCCCUGCAAUUCAUCACUUAUUUUUCGCAGAUGAUAGUCUGUUUCUCUUCAAAGCUAACAUUGAUCAAUGUAAAGUUUUUCAAGAGAUCUUCAAAAAGUAUGAAGAAGCAUCUGGUCAGGUCAUUAAUUUAGCCAAAUCUUCUCUCACCUUUGGCAAAAACAUUGAUCCUCACUUAAAAGGCCAGAUUCAGACACAGCUUGGAAUUUUCUCAGAAAGUGGAGCUGGUUCCUAUCUUGGUCUUCCGGAGUGUUUUAGCGGUUCUAAGGUAGAACUACUUAACUAUAUUUAUGACAAGAUGAAAGGAAGAAUGUCGAGUUGGUAUUCAAAGUUUCUUUCCCAAGCAGGAAAAGAAAUUAUUAUAAAAUCUAUUGCACUUGCAAUGCCUAUUCAUGCGAUGACAUGCUUCCGGUUACCUAAAACCACUUGUAAAAAUCUCACCUCAGCUAUGGCCAGUUUCUGGUGGAGAUCUUCGGAAGAUAAAGCUAAGAUACACUGGUUAAGCUGGGACAAGUUAUGCAUUCCAAAAGAUCGUGGUGGAAUGGGUUUCAAAGAUAUUGAAACCUUCAACCAAGCUCUUCUUGCCAAACAAGCUUGGAGGAUUUUGUCUUCUCCCUCUUCUCUUCUCAGCAGAUUUUUAAAGAGUAGAUAUUUUCCUAAUGGCUCUUUCCUUCCUGCCCCUCUUGGAUCUAGACCCUCGUUUGCUUGGAGGAGUAUACUUUUUGGCAGAGAACUUCUUUCUAAAGGUCUGAGGCUUAUGGUUGGGAACGGUUCCUCAAUUUCAGUCUGGUCUUCUCCUUGGCUGGUUGAUGGUGAGCGUAUGCGAAUUCCUUUGAUGAAGAACAUUUUAGUUGAUCUUAAUCUUAGAGUUAAUCAUCUCCUGCUGCCUAACUCUCAUCUUUGGAAUCAAAACUUAUUGGAUGAUCUUUUCUUUCCUCAAGACAAGGAAAUCAUCCAAAAAAUCAAACCAGUUUUAACUUCUCCAGAUUACUUCAUUUGGAAUCAUACUCGCUCUGGAGAAUAUUCGGUUAAAUCUGGCUACUGGUUUGCAGAAAGAGAAGCCAAGAAAGACGCAUUUAUCUCAGGUGGUUUACUUCCUUCCUUAAAUGGUAUCAAAGAUCUCAUUUGGUCUACAGACUCUGCUCCAAAAAUAAGAAUUUUUCUAUGGAAAGUCAUAAGUGGAGCCAUCCCUGUUGCUGAUAAUCUGAUUGAAAGAGGUAUGAAGAUUGACUCACGUUGUCAGAUUUGUGGCCUAGAGGGAGAAUCUCUAAAUCAUGCUCUCUUUGUCUGUACGGUUGCGAAACAAAUUUGGGCAGAAAGUAACUUUCCUCACCCUGAACCUGGCUUUGACCCUUCCUCUGUCUACUCCAACAUUUUUUAUGUUCUAAAGACAAGAAGGAAUAACUUAAUCCCAGAGAAGAUCAGAAGAAGUGGACCUUGGAUUAUUUGGUCGAUUUGGAAAAACAGAAACUCCUUCUUGUUUGAAGGAAAUCUUUCCUUGGGUCCAUCCUUUAUCAAAGAAAUUUUCGAAGAAGUUGAUCAUUGGUUUAUGGUUAAAAACAUGGAAUUUCAAGAAAAAUCCAUUGAUCUCGCAAGGAAAAAGAAGAUCCUCUUUGGUUGGAAACCUCCUCCUAUAGGUUGGUUAAAGUGUGACAUUGCCUCUUCCUGGGACAAGAUCAAUAAUCAAAGUGGAGCGGCAUGGAUCCUCCGUAAUAGAGAAGGUAAAGUUCUUCUUCAUGGAAGGAACUCUUUUGUAGGCAUACAUAGUAAGACUGAUGCCUCUUUUGAAAGCUGGAAAUGGGCCAUGGAUUGCUUGAAAACGCUUCACUUUAACGCCAUUGUGUUUGCUAGUGAAGACAAUGCUUUGAUUGCUGCUAUCUCUAAACCUUCAGCUUCGCCUUCCUUAAAGUUUUAUUCUUCAAAGACUAUAGCCUUGCUCCAUCAAUUUGUGGAUUGGAAUGUUCAAUUUCACACUCCUAAAGACAUGAGCUAA
This is a messenger RNA of Brassica napus (rape), 2751 nucleotides long. RefSeq lists its product as uncharacterized. The coding region runs from base 1 to 2751 and encodes 916 amino acids. The transcript has a single exon. The record is from RefSeq and is a predicted model, not a curated record. Gene Ontology annotation, molecular function: nucleic acid binding; RNA-DNA hybrid ribonuclease activity. NCBI's taxonomy places the organism in Eukaryota, Viridiplantae, Streptophyta, Magnoliopsida, Brassicales, Brassicaceae.